Penicillium daleae is the source of this 2091-nucleotide messenger RNA. Its product is annotated as nuclear export protein Noc3. Gene Ontology annotation, biological process: DNA replication initiation. The record is from RefSeq and is a predicted model, not a curated record. Gene Ontology annotation, molecular function: chromatin binding. NCBI's taxonomy places the organism in Eukaryota, Fungi, Ascomycota, Eurotiomycetes, Eurotiales, Aspergillaceae. The transcript has a single exon. Gene Ontology annotation, cellular component: nucleolus. The coding region runs from base 1 to 2091 and encodes 696 amino acids.
AUGGCUCGCGGACCGACUGCGAAGCGGAGGCGCUUGAGUCCUCCUGGUGACAAAGAGGCAUCUGCAUCUCAGGAUGCUGAGUUGUACAGCGGUGCCGACGAAUGGGGCGUCGAACAAGACUACGAGCGUCGCCCGCGCAAAGCGAACAAAAAAGAUAACGAGCGCACCCGAUUGCCCAUCAAGACCUCGGAGGGCUUCGUUCACGCAGCCAAUGAGCCCGAGGAUGCAGGCGAAGAAACAGACAGCUUCUUGGGCACCGACGACGACGAGAUGGAGGAUGGUUCCGGAGACGGCGAGGAUAGCGAAGAGGAACAAGUCGAGAAGAAACCCAAGAUUCCUGUGAAGGUUCAAAUUAUGCAAGCCAAGGAAGACCUGGCUCGUAUCGCAACCCUUAUCAAUGAGGACCCCGAGGAGAACAUUGCGCUCUUCAAGACAAUGGCCGAUAUGGUGGACAAGGAGGACUCGCCCGUUACGGUCAAAAAGCUGGCACUGGCGGCGCAGGCCGCGGUCUACAAGGAUGUCAUUCCCGGAUACCGAAUCCGUCCUCUCACCGAUGAAGAUAUGCAAGGGAAACAUUCGAAGGAAGUGCGCAAGCUGCGGAAUUUCGAGCAGUCUCUCGUUUCAGGUUACAAGAACUACGUUCAGAAGCUGGCUGCUCUGGCGAAACCAGGCCGAUUCAAUGCGGCCACAGACCCGGGCUUGAAGAGCCUUGCCAUCAAUUGCGCCUGCACAAUGCUCCAGGCUGUCCCGCAUUUCAACUUCCGCAGCGAAUUGAUCAAGAUCUUGGUCAACCGUCUUGCUAGAAAGCAAGUGGAUGCUGAUUUUAUCAAAUGCCGGGAAACCAUGGAGGAUGUUUUCGCCAAGGACAAUGAUGGAGUCGUCUCUCUCGAGGCAAUUCGUAUGGUGUCGAAGAUGAUGAAGGCACGAGACUUCAAUAUUAACGAGAGCGUUCUGGAUACUUUCCUCCAUCUACGCCUUCUCGGUGAAUUUGCUAGAAAAGCAUCGCGUGACCGGGUAGACCGCAACGAGCCCGAGGAAGAGGCGACUCUUGGCAAGAAGCAGAAGCAGAAGCGCGAAUUCCGGACAAAGCGAGAACGGAAGGUUAUGAAAGAGCGCCAGGUUGUCGAGAAGGAUAUGAAAGUUGCAGAUGCUUUGGUCUCCCACGAGGAGCGAGACAAGAACCAGGCCGAGACCUUGAAGCUUGUCUUUGGUGUAUACUUCCGCAUCCUGAAGCAGCGUAUUCCUAACCUGAUGGGUCCCGUACUCGAGGGUCUGGCAAAGUAUGCCCAUCUCAUCAACCAGGACUUCUUUGGUGACCUUCUGGAGGCCAUGAAGGACCUUAUCGGCCACGCCGAGCGUGACGAGCUCGACCAAGCCGGCGAAGAUGUCUCCGAGGAUGAAGAAGACGACGAAGACGAGCGCCGCGAUGUCUCUGAAACUACGAAACGAGAUGCUCGCCGCGAGACCCUUCUUUGUACAAUCACUGCCUUUGCCCUGCUCGAAGGGCAAGAUGCCAGCAAAGCCGCCAGCACUCUCCAUCUGGAUCUGAGCUUCUUCAUCAAGCAUCUCUACCGCUCCCUCUAUGCCCUCUCCAUCAACCCCGAAGUCGAGUAUAACCCCAACACCUCCCUACGUCUCCCCGACCCGAAUACCGCCGAAGACCAUGCCGCUUCCCGCUUCAAGGCGAAGAACAAGGUCAACUUCCAGACCCCGAUGGUCCUGCUGCUUCGCUGCCUGCAGUCGGCCCUGCUAUCCCGCGCUCAUGGCACUCCGCCCCCAGUUCGUCUGGCCACGUUUGCCAAGCGUCUUAUGACGACCUCCCUACAGCUUCCUGAAAAGUCCGCCAUUGCCACUCUGUCGCUGAUGAAUCAGGUCUCCAAGCACCAUGCUCGCCGCAUCUCGCCUUUGUGGUACACGGAUGAGCGCAAGGGAGAUGGCGUGUUCAACGCGUAUGCCAAUGAUGUGGAGGCCACAAAUGUUUACGCGGGCUCUGUCUGGGAAGGCGAGUUGUUGCGUCAGCACUACUGCCCCCAGGUACGGGAGUCGGUGCUUGAUAUUGAGAAGAUGAUGACCGGCACUGGGACAAAAUAA